Orycteropus afer afer is the source of this 1362-nucleotide messenger RNA. RefSeq names its product zinc finger protein 420-like. The record is from RefSeq and is a predicted model, not a curated record. Lineage: Eukaryota; Metazoa; Chordata; Mammalia; Tubulidentata; Orycteropodidae. Gene Ontology annotation, biological process: negative regulation of transcription by RNA polymerase II. Gene Ontology annotation, molecular function: DNA-binding transcription repressor activity, RNA polymerase II-specific.
AUGGCGGUCGCAGCGCUGAGGGACUCGGCUCAGGGCUGUGUGACCUUUGAGGACGUGGCCAUUGACUUCUCUCAGGAGGAGUGGGGGCUCCUUGAUGAGACCCAGAGGCUGCUGUACUGUGAUGUGAUGCUGGAGAACUUUGCAGUCCUAGCCUCCCUGGGUCUGUCUUCUCUCAGCACCCGCUUGGCCGUAUGUGGUGAAUGUGGGAAAUUCUUUAGCCGAAGUUAUAGUCUUGUUCAACAUCAGGGAAUCCACACAGCAGCAGAUCCUUAUGAAUGUGGAGAAUGUGGGAAAUCAUUGCAUGAUCCCUCCAACCUCGUUCAACAUCAAAGAAUCCACGCUGGAGAAAGCCAUGAGUGCAGUGAGUGUGGGAAGUUACUUAGGAAUAACUCCCAUCUUAUUGCACAUAAAAUAAUUCAUACUGGAGAAAGGCCUUAUGAGUGCAGUGAAUGUGGGAAGUCCUUUAGCCGAAGUUCCACUCUUAUUCAAGACAGGAGAAUUCACACAGGAGCAAAUCCUUAUGAGUGUGGGGAAUGUGGGAAGUCACUCCAGAGCUCCGCCUUCACUCAACAUCAGAGAGUCCACACUGGAGAACGGCCUGAUGAGUGCAGCGAAUGUGGGAAGCUGUUCAGCAGUAACUCCACCCUACAACAUCAGAGAGUCCAUACAGGAAAAGGGCCUUAUGAGUGCAGCGAAUGUGGGAAGCUGUUUAGGGAUAGAUCUCACCUUCGAGGACACAAGAGAAUUCACGCAGGGGAAAGGCCUUAUGAGUGCCGUGAACGUGGGAAGUCCUGCAGUCAUAGCUCCAGCCUUAUUCAACACCAGAGAAUUCAUACAAAAGAAAGGCCUUAUGAAUGCCCAGAAUUUGGGAAGCGAUUUUGGAAUAGAUCCUACCUGAUUUUACAAAAGAGAAUUCACACUGGAGAAAGGCCUUAUGCGUGCAGUGAAUGUGCCAAGUCCUUUAGCAACAGUUCCAGCCUUAAUAUGCACAAGAGAAUUCACACCAGAGAAAGGCCUUAUAACUGCAGUGAAUGUGGGAAGUCUUUUAGUCAAAGCUCCACCCUUACUCAACACCAGAGAAUUCACAAAGGAACAUACCCUUACACAUGUGGUGAAUGUGGAAAAUCAUUUAACAAUCACUACAGCCUAAUUAAUCAUUGGAGGGUCCACACUGGAGAAAGGCCUUAUGGGUGCAGUGAAUGUGGGAAGCUGUUUAGGAAUAGCUCCCAUCUUACUGUACACAAGAGAAUUCACACUGGAGAAAGGCCUUAUGAGUGCAUUGAAUGUGGUAAAUACUUUCAACAAAAGUGUAAACUUACAAAACACAAGCACGUUCACACUAAAGAAAGACUUCAAGAGUGA